Molecule: messenger RNA, 4426 nt
Organism: Anolis carolinensis (green anole)
Lineage: Eukaryota; Metazoa; Chordata; Lepidosauria; Squamata; Anolidae
Gene: dtwd2
Product: DTW domain containing 2
Exons: 6
Coding region: 129-977 (282 amino acids)
Source: RefSeq, a predicted model, not a curated record
AGGCCCUUUCCAUCACAUGACACUUGAGAAAGGCGGGGUGGCUACCCCGCACGGGGCCCAUCCCGACGGGUUUUCCGCAGGGUCUUACUGCCCCCCUAUCCCACUAGCCACCGUAUAAAACGGAAGCCAUGGAAGAAGAAAUGUUGGCAACGGGCGCGGCGGGCCCUAGAGAAGAAGAAGAGGAGGGCCACACAGCUCCCACGAGUGUCAGCGCUCCCAUGGAGGACAGCGAAGGCUGCGAGGGCCUCUGGGAGCUACCCGUGGAGCUCAGCGAGCGGAGACCGGAGUGCAGCCGCUGCGGGCGUCCUCAAAAGGUUUGUCUGUGUCCAUUCUUGCCAGUUCAUCCCUUGAAAGUCUCCACCUGUCUAUAUAUCAUCCAACAUCCAGCAGAGGAAAGUAGAGUACUACGGACAGUUCCUCUUCUUGCUGCUUGCCUACCCGAAGACAAAUGUAAAGUUUUGAUUGGUCGACGCUUUAGUGAAGACCGGUACCCAGAGUUGGCAACUGUCUGCAAAAAUUCAAAUACUUUAAUAUUAUAUCCUGGAGCUGGAGCAACAAAUUUGGAAGAAAUAAAUAUAAAUUCCUCUGAUCCCUGUGUAAUUAUUAUCAUUGAUGGGACAUGGAGUCAGGCCAAGGAUAUAUUUUUUAAGAACUCACUUUUUCGAAUACCUAAACAGGUGGAACUGAAAACUAGCCUUUCAAGUCAGUAUGUAAUUCGCACACAGCCCACAAACACCUGUCUCUCCACACUUGAGUGUGCAGCUGUUGCCCUUGCCAUCAUGGAGAAAAAUGAGAGUAUUAAAGAGACUGUACUCCGUCCUCUUCAAGCUUUGUGUUCUUUCCAGCUUCAGCAUGGUGCUCAAGUUCAUCACAGCAAGGAACAUCUUCUUAAAAAUGGUUUAUACGACAAGCCAAUGCCAAAAAAUAAACGCAAGCUCAGGAGAAUGGAACUUCUAGUGAAUAAUGUUAAAAUUUAGCAAUGUCGUGUGGAUUUAGUAUUAAAAGGUUUUUGUAAAAUCCCUUUUAGCUAAUGAAAUAGAGCUUCAUAUGGAUUUACUCCAACCAACCAUCUCUUAUAAUGGCGUACAUUCAUAUGGCGGCUUGCCCAGAAGAUCAAGCAUAAUCCAAAACCAGACAGUUUGGAUCUUUGCCUUAGAGAAAGAAAUACACAGGAGGUGUCAUCUCCCUUCCACCCCAUAUUUAUCAGUCUGUGAUCUGUGUUACUGCGUCUUUGAUUUUUAUUAUUAGGAGCUUUGUGCAUUCCUGCAGAAGUAACAUCCAUUUUAAAGAACAUUAGGCCAACGAGAAGGAUUCAAUAAUUGAGAACAGAAUAUUCUCAUUCCGAGAUUUUGCUUUGAUUUGUAAUGGAAGUGGGGAUAAAACCAAAAUUUGAAUAUUUUCCUUUAAUUUUUUAUUUUAUUCAAACAAAUGAAGAGACAUAAUAAUAGUCUUCACAUUAAAGAAAGAAUGAGGUUGUCAGAGAGAGUUUAGCAGUAAAUGUGAUCGGUGGAAAACAAGGCUUUUGUCUUGAAAACAGCUUUGUGUAAAUGAAAUUCAAUAGAUACCACACAAAUAUAGUAGUGUUUUAUUAAUAUUGUGUAUAGUAAACAUGUACACUGUGAGCAGUGGUAUGCAUCUUCAAAAUGCACAAUGGAUGCGAGCCAGUGAGCUGGGGCCAACUGGAUGGCAACACAAUAGUAUUAGUGUUUGGCUGGAAUUUGCUAUGGUGAACAUCUGCAAUAGGGUAAAAGAUGUGGGAUUUCAGAUUCCCCCAGCCACAAUCCUCUGUGGGUCAGAUAACCCUGAAACAACACGGAGUUCACUUGCUGGAGGAAUUUGGUCCCAAGCCAUUUAUGUUCCCCACCCCUUCUGUAUGUGUUAACUGUAUCACAUUCCAGUCUAAAAGUAAUACAUGUAUUUUAUUCAAAAUGAGUUUACACAAGUUUCAAAAUAAUUUAAUUGUGAGUACAUUCAGUACUAGACUUCAGUGUUUCAGUUUUCAGUACUGCUAGUGGAGGUAUCUUAACAUUAUGGGUCAUGUAAAAUCCUGAAGUACACAAGAAUAAGAAUGUUUGGUUUCUCAAAACUUGGCUUUUUAGACAUAUGCAUUUCUAAAGAUCGGGUUAUACAAUGAGUUAUUAUUUUAAAGUAAUGUCAAAAUGUUGGAAAGUCUGACUUUUGAAUGCAAGGGCAUGAGACUUUUAGUUUUUCCUAUGAGAAUGGAAUUUUUUUUGAAAGUUCUAUACCUAAUGUUUAAAUUUGAUGUACUCACACCCUUCUGAAUCAUGGCCACUAACCUUGUCUCUGCUUUAGGUUGCUGUUAGAGACUACAUCUGUAUUGGAAACAUUAAAAUCUUAUCUAGCAGAUCUUUCUAGAGAAAAAAUAUUCUGAGUAUGAACAAGUUGUAGAAAAAUAUGGUCAAUAUAUUGCUGAGCGUCUAGAUAUACAUACAUAUAUUUUAUACUCAGAAUAUAGGGUGUGGGUAUCCAGACAAUACUAGUACUUCUGAGAAUAUAAAUUCAAGUAAAAACUGCUGAUGCUGACAUAAAACAUUUCUAUUGUAGAUAUACUCAGGCAAUUGUUUCUAUGAAACAAAUAGCAAAUAAGCUUUGUACAUAUUAAUGGAGAAAAUUCUCAAUUCCUUUGAUGAAUUCUUUCAUACUUCAUGUUCAGCAAUAUUACAGUUUAACACUUUUAUUUUGUUAUGAAGUCUAUUUUCACCACCAGAAGACUAAUCAUUUUUCUUUAAUAAAAUAUUCUUUUAAGGUCUGAGGAUAAGAGGGAAAUAUAAUUCCCUUAAUUCACAAACAAUUGAAAGAGAAUGAUUUAGUAUUUGUAAUCAAAGAAACCUUUCAAUUAUAAUCCUAUAACUUGUAUUUUUAUUUAAAAUAGAUUAAAGCUGCAUAUUUAUGAAAGGUCUUUCAUUUCUUAUAUACUUGUAUAUAGUCAUCCUAAUACAAUGGCAUUUUUUAUUAUUAUUACUCAGAAUGUUUUGUAGAGUGACAUCAUUUAGAAUUAGAAUUUGGCUGGAUAUUUGUUCAGACCUUCUGUUUGUGAUAUAUCAUAUGGUUGAAUCAGUUUAUUCGUUUUAUAUAGGAUUCUUAUGUUUAAUUCUGUUUUAUCUUUAUGUUUAUCAGAAGUGUCAUACAUGGUGUAUUUAUGUUUAUUACAAAUGUUCCCAUUAUUUUCAGAAAAAAACACGAGAACAGAAAAGAAGUUCUAAAACUAUUGUUUAUGGUUAUUUUCAAUGUACAAUUGUGUAAAUGAGAUCUGAAGAAAAGAUCCACAUGUUUAGGUUUAAUUAAUUUUGAACGUUAGCAAGAUAUUAAACUCAUGUGUCCCCCCCCCCCCCCCCACCAAAUUUAUAGAAUAGGAUGUUCUAUUCAUUUUUAAAGUGGCAAAUGACUUAUUCAUUCUGUUUCAAAUCUGAGUUAUAUACUGUUUUAAUUUUUUUUUUAGAAAAAUCAGUUCUGCAAGAUUCUCAUGACUUCACAAAAGCAAGAGUUAUUUAACAUGCUUGAUGUAGUAUAUUGCUGAAAUUAACAUAAUCUAGUACUAUUCCUCCAUUGAAUUCAGCUUGGGAUCUUAUGACUAGGCAUGCAUAGGAUCAUGUUCUUAAGGUCAUUCAAGUUGAUUGAUCUGCAGUCCUUUACCAAAGAGGUAGGGUUUCUUUACUGAGUUCAAAUUAGAGGCACUGUGCAGAAGACUUGUAGAGGCUUCCUCUUUCCUUUGACAUCCCAGUCUGGCCACCGCCUGUUCAUUUAUAGGAAGUGUGAAUAUUGGUUGGAAGGCUAUUGUCUAAAUAUAAUUCGACACUAACUGAGUGAAAAUCCUCAAUGGCAUAGCUGUAGUGCAGUGGUUCUCAACCUGUGGUCCCCAAUUGUUUUUAGCCUUCAACUCCCAGAAAUCCCAACAGCUGGUAAACUGGCUAGGAUUUUUGGGAGUUGUAGGCCAAAAACAUCUGGGGACCCCAGGUUGAGAACCACUGUUGUAGUGGAUUAUUGUUUGCAGAAUGAGUUGCAACUGAUUUGUACAUCUGUAUGCAUAGUAAUGCAUUGAAUGUCAAAAUAUGCAGCAGCUACCACAGUGAUGACUAUAGGACCAUAAUCUUAAUCCGCAUGGAAAUGCAUAAUGCCCUUAGUGUAUGCCAUAAACUUACAAGGUAGGGUUCAAAUUUGAAAGGCAUCGUUCUCUAAUAAUUUCUGAUGUUUUUUUUUGUUGAUUUGGUACUUAUUCUGAUUCUGAAAUUUUCUGUGUCAUUUUAGGCUACACAGAGUCAAAGCAGAAAUUUUGUAGUAGUUUGUUCAUUUUUUAAUUAAAUGAAAACUUUCUUUUUUAAAAAAAAAUGUCUGGACUCUUUAUUGAUGGGAAUAUUUUUAGCAUUUGAUGCUUGCUUGAUAUUUGAAUAAAGUAUUAAGCCCUUUA